Messenger RNA from Ipomoea nil (Japanese morning glory), 979 nucleotides. RefSeq lists its product as uncharacterized. Gene Ontology annotation, biological process: regulation of asymmetric cell division. Bases 1 to 681 code for a protein of 226 amino acids. The transcript is spliced from 4 exons. The record is from RefSeq and is a predicted model, not a curated record. Lineage: Eukaryota; Viridiplantae; Streptophyta; Magnoliopsida; Solanales; Convolvulaceae.
AUGACAGUUAAUCACACUUCUAGAAGCCCUACAUUCUUUCUCUCUGGAUAUAUUAUAUACGGAGUAUUAUAUAAGAAGGAGAAAAACCUGCGGAGAUACUCCUGCACAACUCUACAGUUACAAGAACAUGGCGGAUUCAAGAUUGAGCAUCUUAUCUUUAUGCCUGUAGGUUUUCACCAGAAAGAACAAAACACAAACUUUUCUGCCAAGAACAUGAAUCCCAGUCCCAUAAAUGGUGACACAGGCAAAGAAUUGCAGGAGACAGAAAAAGCCGGUGGAGAUGACACGAGUUGGCCGCAUUUGGAAGCAGAAGAUUACAUAGUUUUCAACUUUACUGGCGACGGGGAUACUGGUGUGGUGGAAGACAGGAAAAGAGGGGUGAGCUGUGGGAGUGACAUAGAAAUCUACCCAGAAAAUGAACCGGAGAUGAUCAUAUCAUUCGAAGAGGGUAAAGAGAAAUGGAGAGAUAGUGAUGGGAUUAGAGACACAAUUUUCACUUCUUCUGAAUCAUCAAGCGACUGCGAUCAAUCAAAUGCUAGCAAAGGCUCUUUCGCCUUCCCAGUAUUAGGGUGGGAAUGGGUGGGCAGUCCAGUUCACAUUCCCAGACAAGAAGAUAAAAGCACAUACUUAAAGAAGCACAGAAGUUGGUGCCACCUUUUCUUACACUGUUGUAGAUCUUGAGUGACCUGUAAUGGCAGAUCGACCAAGGGUUCCGGUUAUGGAAGCAUGAAGAUGGAGCACAUAGGACUAGUUCUACUUUAUGAUGUAAACUUUCAUUUGCUAUAUACAACAUGAUUCACAAGUUUCAAUAGAAUAGUGUAAGGCAUAUAGCAUUAAUAGGAAAUGAGUGUUAUAAUACAAAGUGCAGGUCACCAUUGUUACAUUUCAAAGAUUUCAUCAUCCAAAACAAAACAGACUAUAUUAUUAUUUUUUUUUUUUUUGUUCAAACCUACAUGGGAUAAGCAACUAAAUAUCUAAG